This is a messenger RNA of Moneuplotes crassus, 1436 nucleotides long. Lineage: Eukaryota; Ciliophora; Spirotrichea; Euplotida; Euplotidae. The record is from the annotation of a GenBank genome assembly.
AUGGAGAAAGUCCUAAUAAAUUAUCGGUACAAGAUCCUUAAGAAAAUUGGAGAAGGCUCCUAUGGACUUAUUUACAAAGGAAUUGACACUGCUAAUGACGACCGAGAAGUAGCCAUUAAGUUAGAAGAGAUCAAUUGUGAGAUACCUCAGGUUUUGUAUGAAGCCAAAGUGUAUCAUACCUUACAAGGUAAUACUGGCAUUCCAAAGUUGCAUUGGGCAGGAGUUGAAGGAGACUAUAACAUCCUUAUUAUUGAGAAUUUAGGACCUUCUUUAGAGCAUCUCAGGAAAUUUUGAGGAGGAACAUUUUCUCUUAAGACAACUCUUAUGAUUGCAAUACAAUUAAUGGGCAGGCUUAAAACUUUUCAUUCACAUUGGCUUCUUCAUAGGGAUAUGAAGCCUGAAAAUUUAUUAAUCGGGUCAUCCAGAGAUCCCAAAACUUUGUUCAUCAUUGAUUAUGGCUUAGCCAAGGCUUACAGACACAAAGUCACAGGAAGACAUAUUCCUUGCAGAAAAGGAAAAGGGAUAACAGGAACUGUCAGAUACAGUAGCAUCCACACUCAUCAUGGGAUUGAAUCAGCAAGGAGAGAUGAUAUCGAAUCAGCAUUUUAUGUGCUUAUUUAUCUUUACAGAGGCUCUUUAUUAUGGCAGCAAAUCACUCAAAAAUAUGAGACUAGAGAUGAAUUAUCAAAAUAUAUUCAAGAGACAAAAGAGACAAAGUUAGCCACAGAGAUCUGAGGAUCAAUGCCUGAUGAAUUUGCAACUUUGCUAGAGUAUUCUAGAGAGCUUGAAUUUCAAGAAAAACCAGACUACUCAUUACUUACUUCCACAUUGAUAAUGUGAAUGAAAGAAAAUGAUAUCGAACGAGACUAUGAAUACGAUUGGAUAAAGAUUGCUAAACAACGAAACUAUCUUCACCAACCAAAGCCAAAAUUAAGCGAUUUAGAAAUUUACAAAAAUUUUCACAAGAAGAAAGUAGCUCCUUCUGACGACUCCCAGCCAAAGCCUUAUGCUCAUUAUUUCAAGCCAAAGAAGUUCAAGGAGAUGGCAAAGCUGAAUCUGACUUAUGAAGAAAAUAUAAUAUAGAGAAGAUUCCUAACUCAACUAAACCAAUUAAGACCUACAACAUCCAACCAAAGAAAAUCUCAUCCUCUUCAAAGCCUAAAGGACCUUCCCUCUACGACAACUAUUCAGAUUGCUCCCUAAAAUUUGACCAUCAGAAGAGAAAGAGGAAGAUUAUGCUAGAUGUUAAUCCCAAGCUAAAACUGCUCAUGUAAGAAGAUAGGGGGAAAAUAAUUAUGUUUGUAUAGGAAAGAAGAUGUGAAAAGCAAAGAUGUCUAUGAUAGAGAUGACAACAUUGAGGCACGGAGAGUAUCACUUCCAUCGAUUUUUGUUAAGAAAUCUGAUCCUUAUAAGUAACACCAGGUCACCCAACCCAA